Messenger RNA from Doryrhamphus excisus (bluestripe pipefish), 6598 nucleotides. Its product is annotated as myocyte-specific enhancer factor 2A-like. Gene Ontology annotation, molecular function: protein dimerization activity; DNA-binding transcription factor activity, RNA polymerase II-specific; RNA polymerase II cis-regulatory region sequence-specific DNA binding. Gene Ontology annotation, biological process: positive regulation of transcription by RNA polymerase II; cell differentiation. NCBI's taxonomy places the organism in Eukaryota, Metazoa, Chordata, Actinopteri, Syngnathiformes, Syngnathidae. The record is from RefSeq and is a predicted model, not a curated record.
CAACUGUCUAGAACGUGAAAGGUUUCUCUAUCACUGCCAUCUCACUUUAGGAUCUUUUUAAGACGUUUCGUCUUUCAUUUCGACUGUGAGACGCUCCGUGGAGGAACUUGUUUCGUCUUAACCCAACACGACUUUGUUGUUCUUGUUGACACUUCAAGAUUUAAGAGCACCACCGUGACGUUCGCUAGCCGCUAGCUUCUGUUAGCAUAACAAUGGCACCUACAGGGAAGGAUGCUUCCUCAAAGCUCGUUGGAAACAUGCUUCAUAAAGAUAACAACCACCAACAAAGUGAUAAUUAAUGAAAAAUCUCAAUAAUAAAAUUCUCAAUAAUAUUAUAAAUUAUGUAUCUCAAUUCCCAAACAUGUCAAUAGAAAUAAUCUGUUCCAGGGUCAAGCUGUGGCUGCGAGUGUUUUAACCUCCUUUGACCCGUCUGCACUUUCACCUAGCAUGCUGACCCUGCAACAACUCCUAAGACUUAAUGUAUCAAAGAGGCUCCUGCGGCCGUGAAUUGUUUUUUUUUUUUUUUGUAUGCGGUCCUCACCGGAAAAGGUUUGGACACCGGUGCUGAUCCCGAUACAGCAGAACCCUCAAAGUGCUGUUAUGGAUGCUUUUAUGGCGCAAUAUUGUCAUGCAAGUGUAAUCACAGGCUAAAUAUAUGAUAAUGAGUGAUAAGACCCUGCAGGAUGUACAAGACGCUAGAGGGGGGAUUUGCACUGAACUCUGCUUGUCCUGUGUGUGUGUGUGUGUGUGUGUGUGUGUGUGUGUGUGUGUGGUUAAUGGCGGAUUUCAUGCAGGAGCCCGAGGGCGGCGCUCUCAGCUCCUCAUCAAAAGAACGAAAAGGAAACUUUGACUUUGCUGAGAGGGCAGAAUGAAGGCAUAAAUGUUAGUAGUUAUCAUUUUCAUAACAUUAAGCAUACAAAAAGAUGGCAGAGGAAGGAAGAAGGCAUGGGGGGGAUAAGGUGCUCGUACGUCUCUCGGAUGUCCGAUAUUGGCUUUUUUUGCCAAAAAUCUAUAUGCUGAUAUUGUCCAGCUCUCAAUUUCCAAUACCGGUAUGUGUAACAUGACAUAGCUCCUGUUGGUGAAAUGAACACUUAUGUGUUGCUUACAGCAUUUAUUUAAUAUUGGUUUUCAUGAUAGGGCAAAAAUUCCAUAAUUAUCUGUAUUUUUGUUCUUAUAUUUUACUGCUGAGUGACAAUAAAAAAUCCACAUAGUAUUUAAGGAGGAUGAGUUCAACUUUUAAACGGCAUUAAUGUUUCACAUCAAGAGCAAGAAGCCCGUUCAUUUACAAUGAUGUAAGACACACAACUCGUAAAACACAACUUAAUAAUAAUAAUAAUAAUAAUAAUAAAUAACACCGGCGCUACACCCAGCACUAAGAUGGGAGAAUCUUCGUCAACACAAAGUCGUAAUAAUGGAAUGGUGUGAUGAAAGGAGCAGACUUUACAAGACAGCGUGGAGCAAAAACAUGUCAAGAGAUUUUUGUGACGCGUUAAGCUUAAUUUAAUCUGCAUGGCGUCCAAGUGCAGAGCCAGCGCACUUUAAUUAGUACUUUUCUGGCCAAAAACUGGUUAGCAUCUCAUCUGUCAACUGCAGCUCUUCCUGUCUCAACUAGAAAAUGGUAAUUCCCCUCAAAAGUUGGCUUGAGCGAUGCUGUCGCCAAGACGAAACGCCAAAAAUAGGAAUGAUUUGCGGGGAUUUGAAGAUGAGAGCAUCGUUGGAAGAUGCUAAGCUCUUCCUGAAAAAAGUACAAGGAAGUCGUCAAUUAAGGCCAUGAUCUGGGGUGGCCAAACUUUCCACAAGGGCCAGAUAUACUGGAAAAUCAAUAGUUGUAGGGGGCCGCUUUACACAUGUUUUUUAAUAUGGUAAAAUAAAAAUAAGAAUGUGGGGCAUACAAAAAAUAUUUUUUUUUGUUUCAAAAAUAAAACAUUUUCUGCAAUUUUAUUUUGCCAACAUUUUUGGGCAAAACAUUUUUUUUGUAAAAAUGCCAAUUUUCUUUGUGUGUUUUUUGGAAAAAUAUAUUUUUUACACUUAGUACACCCUUGGCAUAAGGGCAGUACAGCGUGAAAGUAUGCCUCCUAGUGGCUGUGAGUAGAAUCUCUGAUCAAUCUGAUAGCAAUAUAAGUGAUUCAGGCGUACUUUGUUAAAAUCCCCGAUUUAACACCUCGAUUCUGUUAACUGCAGCGCCGCCCAUAUUUGCUGGGUGCCACGUUAGUGCCAAUAACAGUUGUGGCUGUAGGCAACCUCCUGGUGUAGUUUUUCUAUAGCAGUAUCAGCAUUAAAGUAUGCAUGAGUGGUCAGUAUCCAGAAGGUUUAUCUAGCUCUGCAUGCGCUUUAAAGUGUGAAAAAGUCCUAAGUGUUAAUGAGACUUGCCGUAAUGAGCUGGACUGCACAAGUCAUCAGCGCUAUUAAUGCUGACUGAGCAGUUUGUUCCUUAUUGUGAUGACAACAUCGGUUGUGUUGCCGCUGUGUUGUAUCAAUACACUUGCUAAGCGAGCAUGUGGUCGUCUCAUGCGGAGAUGCAGCACCCGAAGGCCGCCCGGUGGUGGGUCGACCCGGCGGGCAGCGUCAGCGUGAGGCCUCACUGAUGUGCACCAAGCAGAGAGGUCAUGGAAGGGUCGAGUCAAUUAGACACGGCCAUUAAGGAGGAGGAGGGAUGAAAGAGUAGCCCAUUACUUUGCACUGAAGACGACCCCCUUGCGUUGCGACGCAGAGCGAUUACCCUGCAGCAGGCUCACAAGAAGGUGUUAUUAGCUAAUUAGUGCUCGUUAGUGCUGCUGAUGCUUAAGACAUAAAUAAGACUCACGCUCAUGUGUGUUGAGCUGAAUGUGUUCCAGCGCGAGCGGAGCUGACUGGUGUUGGGCGUGGGUCAUGGCCGCAACCGUAGUCCAUGCUAGGGAUUUUUGUGAGAUCAUUAGCCACGUAUACAUGGACCCAAAUAUUCCAAUUGCAUUUGGUUUAUUUCCUCAAAUGGAAAGAAUGUAACCUUUGUAUACACCUCAUUCCCAAAGAAAAGUGCCGAAUGAACAUAUAAUGGGAUUCCCAGGGGUGGAAUAUUCCUUUCCCCAAUCAGAUUGAGAUAUCUUGGACCGGCUCAAACGGAAUGUUAUUCUUCAUGGUGUUUUUCUUCUUCUGUUGUUUGUUGGCGGUUGGCAAGCAGCUUGCAUGGAGGAUGUGCAUCAGCGCCAUCUGUGGAACAGAAUCUAAACACAUCUAUACUUUAUUCACAAGUCCAGUUUUAUUAAAAAAGAAAAUAUGUAUCUAUAUAAAACAUGUCCCGAAUUUAAUGAUAAAAUAUUAGCAAGAUUGAAUUUUAUCUUUUCCUGUUUAAAUUUAUCCCGGGUGCGUUCUUUCAGCACAUGCUCAGAUAUGACGUAACACGCAGCUCCAGACGUUCUUCACUUUUAAAAAUGGAGGCCCACAAUCGGCACUGGACUGCUAAGCAAAGUUUUGUUUUUCAUCCAAACUAAAUUCCAAGACAAUACGGAGUUAUUCCAACAAGUCGGUAUCACGUGAUGUUGAUGUUUACGUUUUACUGGGCAUGCCCCAUCGACUAUUCAGUUGGAUUAUAGCGGCGCAUGUAGACUAGAGAUUGGAAUAUUCCUUUCCAUGGAUACCAUUGUUUUUGGAAAGGUCAUUCGGAAAGAGGAAAAACUGCUCAUGUAAACGUGGCUAGUGUUGUUCCAGCAAACAAGUCUGGUGCUUGUGUGUCUGAACGAACAUCAGGGUAACAUGACUGACACCUAGCGAGCAGUGUAGACUACUACAUACUUUUGAAUGCCUUAUAAUUGUCUGUUACUCAAUUUAGCCAUCGGUAUGCUUGAAAAUGCUUCAUGUACGCAUGAAAUAUGUCGCUGCAAAAUUUGAAGCACCAAGUUGCGAGGGAUUGCUGUAUUUUCAACUUUUUGUCCCCCAGCAGUAUACAUAUACUGUCAUGAAAAUACCGAAAGGUGAACUCACAUUUGUGAGUUUUGUGAUAGAUACAAUGGGUCUCUUUUAUACCCCCCCCCCCACCCCCUUUUUCCAGCGUAUUUGUCUUCCCUGCCACUCAUGGAGAUUGCAAAAGAGCUAAAUCCUUGCCACCUUUAAUUCUGUCAAAAAGCAACAAGUCAGCCGUGAGCGUCCUGUGUGUGUUGGAUGGCGUGUAAAGUGCGUUCCAUUAUCAUAUUGUGGUAGUUGGUAGCUUUUUGAGGAUAAGACAGAGAAGAAGACAGAGAGAGACGGGAUUAUGGUAAAGUAGGAAGGUAUUUGCUGCAAGAUGCCGGCACUCUGCAUAUUACUUUGCUCUACAUUCGGUAUGAGCGCAGCAGGGUCUGCACGGAGGGGGCUGGGGGGUUGAGAGGAUGAAGACCGGCCUCGCCUCUCGCUGCCUCCUCCCAGAUGAUAUGAGAUGAGGGAAGCGAGGCUGAGGAGGACAGACGCUGAGGGAGGAAAAGAGGCGAGUUCAAUGUUGACGCCGGCGAAUGAUCACUGAGGAUUUGGGAGACUCAGCAGGUUACGCCAAUGCCGCCAUUGUGACUGAACGUUAAGGACCACCUCCUCUACUCGGAACCACCUGGACCCACGCUGAUUCUUCUUCCACCUCUCGUUCUUUGUGCAAAGCUUGUUUGCGGAGAUGGGGAGGAAGAAGAUCCAGAUCACACGCAUCGUCGACGAGAGGAACCGGCAGGUGACCUUCAUGAAGAGGAAGUUCGGGCUGAUGAAGAAGGCGUACGAGCUGAGCGUGCUGUGCGACUGCGAGAUCGCCCUCAUCAUCUUCAACAGCUCCAACAAGCUCUUCCAGUACGCCAGCACCGACAUGGACAAGGUCCUGCUCAAGUACACCGAGUACAACGAGCCCCACGAGAGCAGAACCAACUCCGACAUCGUGGAGGCGCUGAGCAAGAAGGAGCACCGAAGCUGCGACAGCCCGGACGCCGACGCCACCUACGCCCUGACACCCAACACCGAGGCCAAAUAUAAAAAGAUCAACGAGGAGUUUGAUCACAUGAUGAGGAGUCACAAGAUGUCCACAGGCGUCCCGCAGCACAACUUUAUGCAGGCGGCACCCGGCAACAUGGCGUACAGCCCCGCCACUGCAGGAGGAGUAGGUGGCACCUCUCAGGCUCUCACUGCAGACGGAAGGCUGCUGGCCUCUCAGCACUCACACCUGCACAGGAACGUGAAGUCACCUGACAGGUCUGCCAGCACAGGUGAGCUGCAGGGCACGUCUGAUGUCAGCUUUCACAAUGGAUCAGGACCGGCCGUUAAUGGCUUUGUGGACACACCAGGGGGCGGUAGCAGCGGCCUGGGAAAGAUACUUCCAGCCAACAAAUCCCCUCCACCUCGGAAAUCUGACCUGAGAGUGGUCAUCCCUUCGUCCAAAGGCGGAAUGGCGACACUGAGUGAGCAUGGUCUGUCCGGUCAACCUUUGAGUACGCCGGUGGUCUCCAUUGCCACACCCAGCCUGACCCAGCACACCCUCUACUCUGCCUACAACAACGACUAUCAGCCGAGCAGCUCGGACCUGUCAGGUUUCUCCUCCACUGCGGGAGCAUCUUUAAGCUCCAUGGCGACUUGGCAGCAUCAGCACCACAUGGCCUCGAUGGGCCCAUCCAGCCUGUCCAUCAGCGCCAACCACUGCAUCAGCAUCAAGGCCGAGCCUCCCUCCCCUCCCCGGGACCACCUAGCCAAGUCGGGAUACUCAGCCCGUCCUCGCCACUCCCCCGACCACAGCCCACACGAGGGCGCCAGCGAGCGCGAGGCGCAGGCGAGGAGGCCGGACUUCCUGUCUCUGGCCUCGGGUCGCUUGGAGGGUGGCGAGAGUCCGACGGCCAAGCGGAUGCGCGAGGACAGCUGGGUCACUUAGACGCCAAAGGUUGCCGUUGUGCCAAAUUGUACUGAGCUUUUCUUGACAUUUUCAAGGCGGGUAGGUCACGCGGGUCCAGUUGCAGUACAAUCAGGAGAUCAGGUGAAAGGUCAAUACACGCACUUCCUGGUCGUCUUCUCAGGGUGGACGAAAGCAAUAAUCAUUUUGUCCCGCCUUUUAUUAUAUUAUCUUUUAUUAUUCUUUUAUUUAACACACAAGAUGCUACCAACAUAUGUCUUGUACUGUAUAUAAUAUCUUUAAUAUAUAUGUAUGACCACAUAUGGACAUUAUGUCUUCUUUUCUUUAACUUCAUUAGGUACGCCUGCACAAUCCAGCUUCCCUUCCAAAGCCUGCAGAGUGUGUUUGCCAUCUUUUUGGCCUGUUUUAAUGACAUUUUUCUUUGGAUUCAUUUUUAUUUUCAUGAUGUUAAAUCAUUGUAAUUCUCGUUUUUAGAAUGUAAAUAAAAUGUAUUUGUGGCGAAGCGCCACUACUAAAUGAAUGUAUGGAAAACACUGAUUUACAAUAUGAGCCGAAAAUGUCCCCCAGGCCGCACAAUAUGGACACCUCUGCGUUUGUUGUUGCAGGAGUACCUAAUAAAGUGGAGGGUACAUGUCUCGUCUCAUGGAAUACAUUUACUUUCGUUUCAUCACACUUGUAGAAACUUCCCCACAUCCUGGCGACAGAUGCAAUGAAUUCUUGUCAUUGAUCGCCUGCAAUGCUGCUUUUGAAGCGAUGAAAUAUACAGAAAUACUU